UACGGUUGCCUACUAUUUGUUAUCACUUAUAUUAUACCACCACAAAAUUGGUUGAAUUGCUAGAUUAGUUUAAAUUUAUCAAAACAAUGAAGUUCGACGAUUUUCACCCCACAACUAGGCUGCCGCUUCGUGAACGCACCCUAGCACAGCCUACUAAAAAGUCCCACUUUUGGGCAUUUUGAGGUUAUGUACGAUAAACAAAUAACAACAAAAAUAGCCUUGUCAACACAAAAACAAACUCUUUUUGACGAAGUAUAAGCUGAUGUCACUUGUGCCAAACUUGGGAAGGUUUGGCCCGAAAUACAGUAUGCACUAUUGCAAGAUUUGCCAAUACUUCACAAUGGUAAACCACGCCAAACGCCACCGUUUGCCUGUUCUACCCUUCAACUGCGAAAACGCCCCCUUGGAAAAGUAUUACUGCCAAUGUUGUAAUUUCCAAACGGAUUUAAUCACUUCUUUGAAAAGACACAUCAAGAAGUAUCAUUGUGUGAAGACUGAAAACGUCACACAGGUGACAAAUGUGGAGUUCAGUCCUACGAAUUACGUUUGUAAGGAGUGUGAUUUCGACACACAUUCGUUGCUGAAGUGGUUUCAACAUACACACCGAUGUUGUGAGGAUGCAGUUGCUUCUGACACGUUAAACAAAAACAAUAAAGUGCUCGUUUGGUACAAAUGUGACCAGUGUGAGUAUAAGUCGGUGCACCGAAACGGCUUAAAACAACACAACAUUUCAAGACACUUAAAAAACGACGAAAUCUCGUGGUUCCGGUGCGCGAAAUGUCCGUACAAAUCAAAAAUCAAACACAUUUUGAACAUCCACAUAAUCAAUAACCAUUUGAGUGAUAACGAAGUGGUGUGGUACUACUGCGAGAACUGUUCAUACAAAGCUAAACACAAAUAUAGGUUAAAGGAACACAUACAUGCAGUGCAUCGGAAUGAAAGAGAUACCACGAGGUACACCUGUGACCAGUGUCCCUACAUCACCAAUUCCAGACGGUACUUAAACCGACACGUAAACCGAAAACACCGAAAUAAAGACUGGUACGAGUGUGAUAGAUGUCCGUACAAAGCUAGAUACAAGCACAAUUUAAAAUCGCACACGAACACGGUCCACCGUAACGAAAAAGACACUAAGUGCUACAGCUGUGACCAAUGCCCGUACAAAACCCACGGUCCUCUCUACCUCAAACGUCACAUGAUCACCCAUCAAAGCGAAGACGAAAUCUCGUGGUUCUACUGUGAAAAAUGUUCAUACAAAGCUAAACACAAAGGUAACUUGAAAAGACACAUGGAAGUGUACCAUUCGGGCAAAAACGACGUGAUUUGGUUCGAGUGUAAGGAGUGCCCAUAUAAGGUUAAGUCGAAACGGUCGUUGCAGCGGCACGAAGACACCAAACACCUCCUCGGGAACAACACGAAGUGGCACACGUGUGACCAGUGUUUGUACAAGACGAGGGAGAGCCGAGAUCUGAAACACCACAUAAUUAGGAAACACAAAACCGAGAAUGAAAUCGAGUGGUAUCAUUGUGAACGGUGUUCGUAUAAGUCUAAGGUGAAGACGACGUUGAAAGUUCACGUGAAGAUGAUACAUUUCAAGGAGGAUGUGAAGUGGUACGAGUGUGACAAGUGCUCGUUUAAGACGAAGUACUUGUUUAGUUUGAAGAAUCACUCGAUUAGUAAACAUAUGGAUGAGAACGAAAUCCAGUGGCACCGGUGCAAUAUCUGCUCUUUUCGGAGCAAGCUAGUGAGGGGGCUGAGGAACCACGUGGCGUCGGUACACGCGGUUGCGAAGUGAAGAUUUGUUGAUUUUGACGUUGCGUUGUAAUAAG
Messenger RNA from Zophobas morio, 1829 nucleotides. RefSeq names its product zinc finger autosomal protein-like. The transcript is spliced from 2 exons. Bases 263 to 1795 code for a protein of 510 amino acids. Gene Ontology annotation, molecular function: RNA polymerase II transcription regulatory region sequence-specific DNA binding; DNA-binding transcription factor activity, RNA polymerase II-specific. Gene Ontology annotation, biological process: regulation of transcription by RNA polymerase II. The record is from RefSeq and is a predicted model, not a curated record. Lineage: Eukaryota; Metazoa; Arthropoda; Insecta; Coleoptera; Tenebrionidae.